Messenger RNA from Lampris incognitus (smalleye Pacific opah), 696 nucleotides. RefSeq names its product LHFPL tetraspan subfamily member 3 protein-like. The transcript has 2 exons. The coding region runs from base 1 to 696 and encodes 231 amino acids. Lineage: Eukaryota; Metazoa; Chordata; Actinopteri; Lampriformes; Lampridae. Gene Ontology annotation, biological process: sensory perception of sound. Gene Ontology annotation, cellular component: plasma membrane. The record is from RefSeq and is a predicted model, not a curated record.
AUGAUCCCCGGCACCGCCGCAUCAAUGCUACCGUCUGCGGAGGCUGCGAAAUUGUACCAAACUAACUACGUCCGCAACUCUCGUGUCAUUGGACUUUUGUGGGCCAUCUUCACGAUCCUCUUCGGCAUCGUUAACGUGACCAUCUUCUCGCAGCCCUACUGGAUCGGGGAUGGCGUGGAUACGCCACAGGUCGGCUACUUCGGCCUCUUCCACUACUGCAUCGGCGACGGACUAUCCAGAGAGCUGGCGUGCCAGGGCAGCUUCACCGAGUUCGCCGCCAUCCCCUCCAGCGCCUUCAAGGCCGCCUCCUUCUUCAUCGGCAUGUCCAUGAUGCUGGUUGUCUCCUGCAUUGGCUGCUUCAGCCUCUUCUUUCUCCUGAGCACCUCCACCGUUUACAAGAUUUGCGGCUGGAUGCAAGCAGCGUCAGGUGUGUGUUUGGUGCUGGGGUGUAUGAUCUAUCCAGACGGAUGGGACAGUGAUGAAGUGAGGCGCAUGUGCGGGGAACAGACAGAUAAGUACAGCCUGGGGGCCUGCUCUGUGCGCUGGGCCUACAUCCUCGCCAUCAUGGGCAUCCUGGACGCCCUCAUCCUCUCCUUCCUGGCCUUUGUCCUGGGGAACCGACAGGACGGACUCAUGACCGAGGAGCUGCUGGCCGAGAGCAAGGGUGAGGAGACUCGGGGGCAUUUUCACACUUAA